This is a messenger RNA of Clupea harengus (Atlantic herring), 10016 nucleotides long. It is a transcript of the gene lrrc8db, whose product is annotated as leucine rich repeat containing 8 VRAC subunit Db. Gene Ontology annotation, cellular component: cytoplasm. The record is from RefSeq and is a predicted model, not a curated record. Gene Ontology annotation, molecular function: protein binding. Lineage: Eukaryota; Metazoa; Chordata; Actinopteri; Clupeiformes; Clupeidae.
UCCCCGUGUUGAUGUGAUCAACAGUGUCACAGUGGCCGCUUGACCUGGCCUUCUGAUAAUGUGUAAGUUAGCUCGUCAAUGCUUACAGUGUAGGCUGCGUUAGUGAGUGUUACCUAACCUAAUUUGUAGCAGAUUAUGCCUUAUUUUGUAAGGGGUUGUUCAGUUUACAUCCAUUAUCAAGGAAGACCACAGGACAAAGACGAUGUUGUUUGUUGAAUGGCUGUGGUGCGCGCUCUGUUACUCUAAAACCAAACGUCUACACUUGUAUAGCAUAAAACACAUUAUGGGGUAGCAUUAUUAUUUGCUGUAUUGACAUAGGCUACAGUUAUUGGCUAAAGUAGACUAACAUCAACUGCUUACUUGGUCGGUAGCUAAAGAACAUGUGACUGUUUCCCUCUUAACUAUAUAACAAGGGGCAAAGUUCAUUCGGUGAUACAUUAAUAGGUCGUCUGACUUUCUUACGGCGAUGAACAGCCAAACUGACAUGCAAUGUAACCUACCGACCAGUUUCCUCACUGACCGCCUCUAUCCGGCAGGUACAAACGCGCCUCACACUUUUAAGAAACUUCAGUACCGCCCUCUGCCACUUCCUGUUCCCUACAAUAAACUGUAAUAAACUGUAGCUUCGGAUACCCUCACUCGGAUUAAGAAAAACAAAGACGAUGACCACUCUGAUGAAUUUGUCUGGGAAAUGACCACUCUAGAUUGAGGUAUGUUGAUUUGAAUAUCUUUCUCAAUAUAUUUCAUGUCCAUCACAUGCAGUCUAUGAACGAGGCGCAGCUGGCAAAUUGUUAGGAAAACUGGUGCAGACUGGUUAUCUGUACCGGGCGCACAGCACUGUAUAAGAGCGGGCAGCAUGUCUCGCUAAAAUGGGACAAGAGAUGGUUACUCCUACGACGUACAUCAAGACGACAAUCGACCGUCCACAUGCUAGAUAACGCAACACCCUGUGAUAUAUUUGUUUAGUCUGGGGUACAUGAAAAAUCUAGAAAUCAUUUCCAUUUGGCUCACCUACUGCAGAGGAGGAAAACUUGGAGACACGAAGGCGGAUGUUGGCUUAAUAGCACUCGCCGAAUUUCAUUUGACCAAAGAAGCACGCGAACGGUGUGGAUGAGCUUUUAUUGAACAGCUGAAACAUCUACAAAUAAUUUAUAGUUGGGUCACCAACUACAGUGACGGAAAACUUGGAAGCACAAAAGCGUAUGUAGCCUAAAUAGCACACGCCAAAUUUCGUUUGACCGAAGAAGCACGCGAACGGUGUGAAUUAGGUUUUAAUUAACAGCUGACAGUCUACUGAUGUUAGAACCGGCCCAUAGAAAUGCUGUGUCACAACGGCUCAACCCUACUUGCUUUCACGCGCACUGUAAACACGGCGCUGGACCACAAUGGCGCUGAUGCGGUCUAUCGUAGCAGCCUGAAACACAGACCACAAUUGACGGCUCCCGAAUCGCGGAGUGGAUCUUGAAGAUAACGUAUGUUAACAGUGAUGUCCACAUAGCUAAGCUUAACGGCUGCUGGACAUUUUAUGUCAACCUCCAUGUACCAAACCGUAUUAUAUACCGUUACACGGAGUGGAUGGUGGUAGCAGUUCAUGAUGUCUAUGUAGAUGCCGACUAACAACACAGUAAGUAGGCUAUGCUGUUUCAUAUAACAGAAUUUCGAGAAUACUGUGCGAGCAUUUUUGUUGUGAUUUGGACUCAGAUAGGUGGGCAAUUUUAUUGGGUUGUACAGCAGCUGAGCUGAUGUCCGGCUACUGCUGAGUUUGAGCUCAGCUUUUUUGUACGAUUGGCAUGUAGUCUUCACGUUGGACGUAAAUAUUGCACAGUAACUAUUUGGGCUAUUUGCGACAUGGCUUCGACACUUUGAAUCGUAGGUGGUCGCAGUACAGUGAAACUUGGUUACUGCUUCCCAGUUCUUAACAUCUGACGGAGAAUUCUAUUGUUCUAAGCCUGUGUGGUCACAUUUCAACAGAUGUCAGUGAAGUGGUGUGCAUGUGUGGAAUCAUGGUGUUUGGCUACUACAGUAGUAGUAGCCUGUACUAUGAAAAGUUUAGGCCUACUGUAUGGUAGAUGUGUUCACCUUUUGUUAGAAGACACAUUGCCAUCCAUUUACUUUGACACACAGGUAGCCUAAACAGUGGUUGAUUAAUGCAAAACAGGAUAAUCAAAGCUUGUAUGAAAUAUUUAAUUUGUUUUAACAUGUAAAUAUUCUGUUAUCGUUCUGCAGUUUCCCCCCACCUCCAUAGGUGGCCACUGUCAUGCAGACAUCUGAAGACCAUUAGAAUACCACUAAUUGAGUAAAUGCACUUGCUGACAUACUAUUUGAGUUUUUGCGUAUUUUAGACAAACUAAAUUAAAGCCUCUACAUUUGGGCCUACUGUGAAACCUUCCUUGUUGACAAUACUAUUUCAGAUUGCUGUUUGGCAUUCCAUGGGGAUUUCCUAUGGCAUAUGUGACCAAUUGUGAUCGUAUGCCAUGAACUACCCACCAACUAUUGAGAGACAUAUGGUAGUCCCAGUGUCAAUUACAUCUGCCUGAGUGCACACAGAACUCUCAUUGGUUGCUUGCAAUGCCAGUUAAGUCCCGUUGUUUGUGCACUGUCAAAUGAGAGUGCUUUUUACAUUGCUCUUCUUGUGACCUACUUUGUAAAAAAAAAAAAAAAAGAUUGAGGUUGAAUGAGGUUACCCAUGAACGCAAAUGGUUUAGGAUAUUAUUGCUAUUGAAUAUAAAUUAAUUUCUGAACACAACAGACUGGGUGGGGUCCAUUAUUCCAAAUUGGUCCAUGGUGUACAGUACACUAAUGGACAUGAUGCAUGGUUGUCUGAAUCAAACCUAUGUGUGUAUAAAAAUGUUUUACACUACAGUGAAACUCCUCACAGGGGUACACAUAUGGGUAUGCUUUUUUUGUCCUCUUUACUUCAGGAACGUUGCAAAGGUUUUGGUUGUUUUAAUUCUGUUUUGUUUAUUUAGUGAAAUUAUUUAGCGUGUUGUUUAGAAAAGGCUACAAAAACACUAUAUAACACACUGGACCUGUAAUCCUAGCCCAAGGCAGCCCUGGGAGGAGAUUCUGGGUGCAUGGGGAAACAAACCUUACUGAAAACCUGGAAGAACCUGACUCUGAAGUUAGGUCCAUCUGCCCUAGGCUGGUUUAGGUAUGUAGAUAGUAAUCACUGUGUUAGACAUUUGAGUUACCCACUUGAGUAAGCUGUGGAAAACUACGCUGCAUCAGAGGGUCAUGGCAGUUCUGUAGCAUCUAUUGUCAUGUUGAAUUUGUGGGUUUAAGCCCUUAUUUGAGCCUCAUCAUGCUAAUGAGAGCUCAAUGCUAAUGACCCAGCCCUCAUACCCAUACCAUUCAACAUGUGAGACUGCAACAGUGUAAGAGUGUGUUGUGUGUUGUGCGUUGUGUGUUGUGUGUGAACCAUUGGCAGACAGUGGUUGUGUAAGUCAGCACAAAACUUUCCUUCGGCAUGUUAAUGAUUUCCAUAUGUAGUUGCGGCUACACAUCUCAAAUGGAAAGGGAGAUUGUGUAUGAAUACUUCCCCAGUGUAAUAAACUGUUUAAAUUAGUGCACACAAGCAUAUAGACUCACACAACCUUGUACAUUCUUGAACAUUGGUUUCUCAGAAUCACUGGGUGUUUUGCUGCUGUCGUUAACAAACCCCCAGUCUGGAAAGAAUGGCAUGGGCCCCUCACAUGACUAAUCCGGCAGUGUUAACUUCAUGUGUCUGUAGGUACCACGUCUGCAUGUGCAGUGAGUGCAUCAGACCUUAAUAAAGACCUGAUGAAAAUGAGUUUCACUUUCAAAUGCCCUGGCCCUGCAUGGUAGAUGCUCAAAAAGUAGUCUCUGGAGUAAGCAGAAUCAGACACAAGCACAUUAGGCUCAGUCUAGAGUGGUUUUAUACCGAUUUACCGCAAAUGAGCAGUAAGUGUAGUAAGCAGUAAGCAGUAAGUGUAAGUGUGCUUUCAAAGUGUGUUGUUGGCUCUUUUUCUUUCUUGCCCAGUUUGCCUGUCGGCCUGUUUUCCCGUCACACUGUCUGUCAUUACGAAACAGUAAUGCUGAUAGGUCACUCCACUCUCACUGAGAUAGGCCCCCAGAAUGGCCUAGGAUAUCAGAGAUAGCAGAGAGUUACCAUAAAUAUUAAUGAGUGCUCAUGCUAAAAAGCUUCAGGAGAAUAUUGCACAGGCAUUGUGGCCUCAAUAGUUCAUUUAGUUACGAGUUUGACACCUUAUGAUAUUCCUGCACCCUUCCCCCUGUUUUCCAAAUAUGUCCUCAUUAGUGUUCAUUCAUUAGCCUCAUUCAACCAUGAUUUCUCACACACACAACCGUUACGUAACGCUAACAAAAAAAAUGCAUAGUGAGCGGGGUAGGUCUCCCGGGGUAGGUCUGGAUCCUCAAAUGGGGGAUUGUAAAACUCCCAAAUGAAUCGCGUGCAAGACAUUGUGUAACAGCGCACCCUUAUGUAAUGUUUAUCAGUGUUCAUUUAGAGAAGAUGGAACUUGGCCACAAAACACUGAUUGAUCAUUUUUUCCAAUCUGUUUGUCUUCCUAUGAUGGCUAAAGAGGCAUUGGAUAAAGCCAAGAGAUUCAAGACAAAGAUGAGUGUGUUGGGUAAAUAAUGAGACUCGGACAUCUCCCUGGGACCUGACUUGUUUUGUCGCUUGUUUGUAUCAUACACAAUAGUCCUGCUUCAAAGAUCAAGCAGACUUGGACUCUGUCCAUUGAUCGACUUGGAUUCAACUUCUGUCUGUGUUGCGCUGUAAACUUCAAGGUUUAAUUUGUACUGCUUUUAUGGCACAGCAUUCCACAAGGCUUUAAAUUUGUAAUAUUGGUUGACCACGAGAGAGGCGAUGAGCUCUGCAGACCAGGAGUCGCAGAAACAGAUGUUUUGGGGAACUAAUGAGCAGUCAGACAGAUGACCUGAAUAAGGACCACCAUGGAGAAGCACACCAUGAAGAACAUUUGCUAUUGAUGAAUGUUUACCCUCACAGAAGUUGCCUCCCUCAAUGACAUCUUGCCGACCUACCGUAUCCUGAAACCAUGGUGGGACGUAUUUAUGGAUUACCUUGGCAUCGUCAUGCUGAUGUUGGCCAUUUUUGCUGGAACAAUGCAGUUAACCAAAGACCAAGUAGUUUGCCUCCCCGAAUUGGAGUCCGAUACUUCACCCACUCCACAGCCUGACGAGUUUCCAGACCAGAUGGGGACAGGAUCAGGAACGGGAGCAGGAUCAAGUAGAGUAACCUUGGGAGCUGCGCCUCUUGCCUCGAAGGACCAACCUGAUAACGUUGUCCACCAAAUCCACUUCAUGCACGCGUCUGCUGUUGGGCAGCCCCAGCCAACAGGGGUUAAAACGAACUUGGACUUCCAGCAGUAUGUUUUCAUCAAUCAGAUGUGUUACCAUGUCGCUCUCCCAUGGUAUUCAAAAUAUUUCCCAUACCUAGCUCUCAUUCACACUAUUGUGCUCAUGGUUAGCAGCAACUUCUGGUUCAAGUAUCCAAAGACCAGCUCAAAAAUUGAGCACUUUGUCUCGAUUCUGGGAAAAUGUUUUGAGUCACCCUGGACCACCAAGGCUUUGUCAGAGACAGCCUGUGAGGACUCUGAGGAGAAUAAGCAAAGACUGACUGGAGCCUCGUCGUUACCAAAGCAUGUCUCUACGAGCAGUGAAGAGGGAAGCCCAAAUCAGUCCACACCAAUGCUUGCAAAAACUGGUGUUAAGUUCUCUGCUGAAAAGCCCGUUUUCGAGUUUCCAAGCAUGACCAUUUUAGAUAAGAAAGAUGGCGAACAGGCCAAGGCACUUUUUGAGAAAGUGAGGAAGUUCCGAGCACACGUGGAGGACAGCGACAUGAUCUACAAGAUGUAUGUUGCUCAAACAGUCAUCAAAACACUGAAAUUUAUUUUAAUUAUUUGCUACACAAUGACGUUUGUUGCCUCAAUUAAUUUCAAUCACGUGUGCAAACCUGAUAUCAAACACUUGACUGGUUAUGCAAGUUUUCACUGCACUCAUAACAUGGCUUUCAUGUUAAAGAAACUGCUUGUUAGUUAUAUUUCCCUCAUAUGUGUCUAUGGCAUGGUAUGCAUAUACACUCUUUUCUGGUUGUUUCGACGGCCUCUAAAAGAGUACUCCUUUGAAAAAGUUAGGGAGGAGAGCAGUUUUAGUGAUAUACCAGAUGUUAAGAAUGACUUUGCUUUUCUGCUGCACAUGGUGGACCAGUACGACCAGCUGUACUCAAAGCGUUUUGGUGUCUUUCUCUCAGAGGUGAGUGAGAACAAGUUGCGAGAGAUAAGCCUUAACCACGAGUGGACGUUUGAGAAACUACGACAGCAUGUAACUCGAAACACACAAGACAAGCUGGAGCUCCACCUCUUCAUGCUUUCAGGGGUCCCUGAUGCUGUCUUUGACCUCACUGACCUGGAGGUCUUGAAGUUGGAGCUGAUCCCUGAAGCAAGGAUCACGGCAAAGGUAUCACAGAUGAUAAACCUCCAAGAGCUGCACUUUUACCAUUGUCCUGCAAAGGUCGAGCAAACAGCAUUCAGUUUCCUUCGCGACCACCUUCGGUGCCUUCAUGUCAAGUUCACAGAUGUUGCUGAGAUCCCGACCUGGGUGUACUUGCUGAAGAGUUUGAGGGAACUCUAUCUGGUGGGGAACCUAAACUCUGAGAACAACAAAAUGAUUGGUUUGGAGUCCCUCAGAGAUCUGAGGCAUCUGAAGAUCUUGCAUCUCAAAAGCAACCUCACGAAAAUCCCAACCAAUAUCACAGACCUAUCCCCACAUCUCAUCAAACUGGUGGUGCACAAUGAUGGUACAAAACUUGUAGUACUUAACAGUCUGAAAAAGAUGAUUAACCUGGCAGAGCUGGAAUUGCACAAUUGUGAACUGGACAGGAUCCCCCAUGCUAUUUUUAGCUUGACCAACCUCCAAGAGCUGGACCUGAAAUCCAACAACAUCCGUACCAUCGAAGAGAUCAUUAGCUUUCAGCACCUCAAGAGGCUGAUUUGCCUCAAACUAUGGCACAACAAAAUCACUAGCAUUCCGCUCUCCAUAAGCCAUGUUAAAAACCUUGAGUCACUCUAUCUCUCACACAACAAGCUAGAUGCCCUACCCACCUCUCUGUUCAAUCUGCUUAAGCUGAGGUACCUGGAUGUCAGCAACAACACAGUGACGAUAAUUCCACCAGAGGUGGGCUUCCUACAGAACCUCCAACAUUUUGCCAUCACGGGCAACAAAGUGGAGGUGGUGCCCAAGCAGCUAUUCAAGUGCACAAAGCUAAGGACUUUGUGUCUAGGUCACAAUUGCGUUUCCAUCCUACCGGAGAAAGUGGGCCAGCUAAUGCAGUUGACUCACCUGGAGCUCAAGGGAAACUGUUUAGACCGCCUGCCGGCCCAGCUUGGCCAGUGCCAUCUGCUACGGAAGAGUGGCCUCAUUAUUGAAGACCACCUCUUUGACACACUUCCCCUGGAGGUUAAAGAGAGUGUCAAUCAGGAAUAGGGAUGCGUCAAUACCACUUUAUUACAGAUUUGAUUAUUCUGUCUGAGUACUCCUCUCAAUGAAUUGGCAUCAACAUAUUGAUCUGAUCUUACAUCAUUCCAGCAUUUCUGGCUGGCAUUGGUAUCUGCUACCAAUACUCAGUACUGCAUCGGUGCAUCCCUAUUCAGGAACCUAAGAUGUAUUUUGCAGUUUGGUUAUGAGUGCUGCUGUGUGGAUGAGUUGAUUGAUUGAGUGCAUGAGUACGUAGAUGGCCAACUACUCUCCCUACAUGCAUGUCUCUAGUCGCGUUACCAAUGUGGAAUGGAAUAUGGACUGCAGGGCAUGGGGCACAGCAGAAAUGAAUGUUUUUCUUACUGCUGGUCAGGUUUCAAUGAAAGCAUGUCAUCUGUAUGGUAUGAAGUUAAGCUCAGGGCUGAUUUGAUUUUACCUUAAGGAAAAAGUAGGUGUUUUUGAACUUUUAGAGUGAACCCUGAUAGAAUGCUGCUCCAGAAACUGGGAAGUUAUACAUUUGCAAUAGCGUGUCGGACAGUGACAUACCAUUGCAGUGGUUUAAGAGAACAAUUAUGGAAAUGUAAGCGUGGAAAUGAAACAAAAAAAGAUAGGUACAAGUAGGUGCCAGGGAUUCCCCAUUGUUCUGCUAUUUUUUUGCAGCCUUUUUUUCAUAAUCACUCCCAUUUAAAAAAAAUAAAAUAAAAAAAAAUGUCCUGCCAUAUUACUUGACCAUACUCGACUACAGAUUCAUAAACAUGUAGCAACAAUUUAGAGGUACUCUUUAAUAUUCUGAACAUUUUCGUUCCAAUCAAGUUUAUGUCCUAUGCAUGACCGCAUAAGGUAAACAUGCCAAGAAAGCCACCAAACAUUUUGAGCAAUCAUGUUUAUGUUGUUCUUUCAGCUCCUUGCUACAGUCUGCGCAGUUCCUAUUGUGGUGGAAUUAUUGAUUGUAUCUCGUAAUUUUGUUUAGAUGUAACCAGGGAAGACCAAUGCACAGCAUCAGAAAUCAUCAAGCAGCAAUGACUGAUGUGCACAUGUUUGUAUAUAUUGUAUUGUAUACUAAGUGGAAAAGGAGAUCCCACCCUUUCUCCUCUCCUGAUACAUGAAAAUGGCACGGUCUUUGCUGCUUACAGGGCCCCAGUGUAUGUGGACCUUUGCUAUCCUGAUAUUUACUCCUUUUAUAGAUAUUCAAGCUCAGUUAGUAGACAUGAAUUAGGCAUCUUUCAUAAUCUCCAAACUCACAGGACACCCUUAAGGCUGUUUCAAAUUAUGACCCACACUUUGUACAGCAUAAUGAUACUCAUGUUGUUAUUAACUCUGCUUUGAAAGGCCAUGUAACGGAAUGUGGGGUUUUUUGUUGACAGUUGAACUACACAGAUGUUUGGUCUUAUUAUCCAUCUUCUCCCCAAUCUUGUCCUCCUGUCUCAGAAUUACUACAGACUAAAUCAAAAUCUCUACCCAUAGGAGGUAUAGAAAUAGGAUGGGUGGAUAUACAAUAUGUAUGUGGUGUCCUUUGAAGCAGUGUCAAUGUCAUAACAUGUUACAGUUAAGGGAACAACUAUAUUUAAUCAUUCUAAAUCAUUUCCAGCACACACCCCCCUUGUACUACAGCUCUUGGCACAAAUUGGUGCAUCUCUACUUUGUCCUAAAAAAAGUAACGCAUUGGAUGAAAAGCAGAAGAAAAUGGUACUCACUCAAAGUAUUGCAUGCAAAGCCAUAACCAAGGGAUCUUUCACCUCAGUGUUUAACAUAAAAGACAGAUAGCUUAAAGACAGAUAGAUGUUUUUGUCACACUGCCACCUCUAAAUGCUGCAAAGGUCCUAGUGAUUGCAUUUAAUUUUGUUAAAUACGUCGUCUCCCCUCACCAGGUCUGGUAGAAACUGAACUGACCUUGGGAAAUGCUAAAACAAAAGGUAUACAUAUAUUUUGGAAAAUGUUUUAAUAUAUUAUGGAAGAAUGUUGCAAAGAUUACUCUUAGGUAGGUUAUUUGGUAAAUUGUUAUUUACGUGCAUAUUUUCAUAUAUUGUUAUGUUUUUAUUUCUCCCCUUUAUUAAGUUAAUGUCUCCAUUUUUUAAACUAAGCUGCCUCUUUUUAACUUUCUUUUAUAAUGUAAAGUAAUUCAUUUCUAAACCAAUGUUCUAACUUUCAGUUUUACACCUGAAUGAAAUCAAUAAAAGCAGAUGUUAUAACAUCGAACUAAUACAUUCUGAUAUGAAUUUUGCUGUUGUGGAAUAAAACUCCAAAAAGAUAUUGUAGCCUGCAUUGCAUAAGGCUCACACACUAAAGGGCAUUGGAUUCUGUUUGUUUUGAGUCCUGUUGUGAAGUGUGUCUAGUAGACAUACCAAGACAUAUAAUGGUAGCGUGAUUUUAUCACUGCCAUGACAUUACAGUACCUAGCAUCAAUGAGUGAAUGUCAUAUGACUGUCAAAAGUAGAGCAGUGUCACAUUUUACAUUCGUGUCCUGGGAAGGUUUGGGAUGAUCCUGUGGUUUAUUUAAAUUAUAUAUUACUGGCAUAUUUUCAAAUAAAUGCCAAUAAAUGAUA